AAACACUAAGCUUAAAACAGUAACAAUAAAAGUGAUUGUCUUUGAUGAUGAGCUGCAAAUUCCUUUCCAUGUGCACGAGCAUAUAAUUUGAUUCGCGUAGUUUGUAAACACUUCGAAAAACAACAACACCCGAUUGUAAACAAAAUAGUUUGAGAAUGAUGCACGUACGCAUAUUGUAUGUGGGUGAUGUCGGAUUUGUUUCCCGGGGUUGAUCCUGAGCCCGUGGCAUGCAGCUUGCAGUGCGGUGGUGACGGCUGGUGGCGGGUACACCCUGCACCGUGACGUCACCACAGGUAGAGGCGCCGAGGGGGCCGGCGGCAGUCGAGUCGCGCCCGUCGAGCGGAGCGAUCGUGUCGCGCACCUGACCGGCCGCAUGCCGGAGAACCAGUCGGCGGGAUGGCCGCCCACGGCGUGAGCGCCGCGCUAUGUUGAAGCAUGCGACGCGGCCGCCGGCGGCUAACGAUGCCGACCACCGCUACCAAAACAUGCCACGGCGGCCGCACCACCACCUGCCGCUCAACGUCUCCACGCUGGACUCCUCCAAGCACUCGGUUGGCGGCACCUCGGCCAGCGUCAGCCCCGGCGCUCAACCCGCGCCUGCGCCGGCGCCGAUGCCCGCGCCCUUGCCCGUCGCCUCGCCGCCUAAGCUGGCCAAUGGCACCGCGCCGGGUCUGCAGCCGCGCUCGGUGGGCAUGAGGAGCCGAAGCUCGCGUGCGGCUACGGAGGAAGCACUAACGUCGCUAGCAUUGCUCUGUCUCGUCAGCCUGCUGCUAGCGCUGCUGGCGCUGCUCUUCCUGCUCAAGAUCUCGGCGCCGGCGACUAGUGCACCCGAAGAGUUCGCCGUGGUGUACGAAGUGACAUUGGCCCUGUGCGCGUUGACUCUGUCGCUGAACUUGUGCUGCCUGCUUGUGUGCGCGAUACAGUUCCUGUUCGCGGUGAAGCUGGUGCACUCACCGUCGGCACCCAACGGCCGAUCAAACAAAUAUCUGCAGAAAUCGGCGAUAACGCGUGUUUGUGCAGUUGGAGGCUUCUUCAUAUCGAUACCGGUGUUUUUAACAGGAAUAAUACUCUACACUUUCAUCCAGUUCCAUUCAACGCCGGCUAUUGUGACAUCAGUAUUCAUAGGAGUUGGCAUCAUUUUCUGCGGCUGCGCGAUGGUUCAUAAUGUCUUUGUGUGGCAGAAAGAGAAGACGAACCUUGUUAAAGCGUUCCGUGGCCAAGAUUUAAACGCAACGAAUGCAACAUCACCGAAUAUUAGCACAUCUAAUGGUGCAUUACUUGGUAACGGACAUUUGAACACCACUGGAGGGAAUGUCAGCUUCCAUAGCGUUGCUGGAGCACCGUACACUCAUCCUAUAACAUUACUUCAGCAAGGUGGACCGUAUAUUAUUAGGCCACCUACGAGCACGCCGCCGGGAGAGGGAGCGGCGACACCGGGAGUACCCGCUGCCACCAUCGACCUUAGCCACGACGCGCACGAGCUGAGCACGCUAGUGUGACAGGAAGAGUCAUAGACAAUCACGUCUAAUGUAUGCAUAAUCUAUAACAUAGACUUAUGGGGGAAUAUCCGGCGUCAUAGACAAUUAAGUCUAUUACCUUUUAUUGCAACGACUGAAGUUAACUAUAAACAAGGCAUUUUUAUUCUUUAACCUGCUCAGUUAAGGCUACAAAUUAUAAAAACCAGAAAAGAAAAAAAUGAAAAAUAAAAAUGUUAAAUCAAAUUUGUUAAAACUAAAUUUGAAAUUAACGAAUCAGGUUGUGAUGACGUCAUUAAAGCUUGUGAAUUACAAGUUUAUAAAUUGAUCGAAAAGUAUGGCAUGUUCAUAGUUGCUCAAGGUCUAUUAAAGCCUUAAUAUACAACCUUGAACAUAAAACAUGAACAAAUUGAUAUUUUACUCAUAAAUCCAAGGCAGUAACAUGGAUGGUAUAGUGUAGAUUAUGCACGUAAAAUGUCAUAAAAUCCAACUGUAAAAUUGUUAGAAAUGAUUUAAGAGUUAUUGUAAAAAGGAAAUGAAAAACAAGCAUAUUGUAGCUGCAACAAACACCAAUGCUUUCCUUCGAUUAUGUAAAAACCAUUUUAUAAUUUAGACAUUUGUUAAAAUAUGAUAUACUUACGUAUAUAAUCAUUAUUUCAGGUUAGAAAUGCGUGCGUCUUUUAAAUGUGCAAUUAACCGUGGGUUUCCGAGAUCAAAAUUCCCCUUUAAAACAUAUUGUUAUCUCUGUUUUGUCAAAGAUAAUGAGAGAGAUGACGAUGUGUUUUAUACAUGUGGUCUCAGAAACCAUCGGUAAGUAGAUUAUGAAGAAGCUUGAACGACCUGAAUUGUUUUUAUUUGUAUGAUAAAAUAAUUUUGUAAAUAGUUAUUUUAAAUUCCUGCCAUAGCAUUAAUUGCUUUGCCAUGUUUUAUUAUUUAAAUUUAAUAUUUUAUAGUGUUCUCCUAAGUUAUACAAGCCACAGAUUAUGUAAUAAAAAUAUAGACCAGAGACAAUAUUUAUUUUUAACAAACUUUUUUUUUUCAAAUAUUUUAAAGGUUAAAAUAAAACGAAUGUUUUAAAAAUACAUGCUUUUUUAUAGGGAUUAUUUUAUAAGGCCUUUGUAAUAUUUUUUUACACAAGCAAGUUCACAAAACGUAUAUUUUUCUGGCUGAGCAUUAUGCGUCAUCGUAAACAGAUUUUAUUAAAAAAAAA
Papilio xuthus (Asian swallowtail) is the source of this 2685-nucleotide messenger RNA. RefSeq lists its product as uncharacterized. The transcript has 4 exons. Lineage: Eukaryota; Metazoa; Arthropoda; Insecta; Lepidoptera; Papilionidae. The record is from RefSeq and is a predicted model, not a curated record. The coding region runs from base 426 to 1499 and encodes 357 amino acids.